This is a messenger RNA of Centruroides sculpturatus (bark scorpion), 1432 nucleotides long. RefSeq names its product beta-parvin-like (gene parvin). The transcript is spliced from 12 exons. Bases 53 to 1294 code for a protein of 413 amino acids. Lineage: Eukaryota; Metazoa; Arthropoda; Arachnida; Scorpiones; Buthidae. Gene Ontology annotation, biological process: cell projection assembly; establishment or maintenance of cell polarity; actin cytoskeleton organization. Gene Ontology annotation, molecular function: actin binding. The record is from RefSeq and is a predicted model, not a curated record. Gene Ontology annotation, cellular component: focal adhesion; cytoplasm; actin cytoskeleton.
AUUGAGAGAAACGGCAGACCGAACCGGAGAUCGUUCCUGUCUCGGCUUUUCCAUGCAGGUAAUGGAUGAAAACGCCACCCGCCACCCCCUCCCACCGCCACCCCACAGCCCACCCGGUCGAGAUGUAUCAGCCCGAAUUUCGGCCGACGUCGAGUUUCCGUCGGAACCCAAUCAGGACGGGAGUAGACCCGGGACGGGAGAUUUGGCUACCGAAGAUGACGCUUCCGGUUACGUUCCGUCAGACUCGGAAGUCAUUCUCAGCGUCACUGACGAGAAUCUGCAAACCCGGCUGCUGCUCCGGACUAAAGUCAAUGAACUUCAGGCUGAAGGAAAACAUGCUAUCGAUUCUCCCGGUAGUCCUACCAUUCCCGAUCUUCCUCCUCAGGAUUACAUAUUAGACGAAUAUGAAGAGAGGUCUAUGAUCGAGCCCAUUUCUUAUGAAGAUGCAAAAUUGAAAGAACUGAUGCGGGUCCUGAUUGAUUGGAUAAACGAUGAGUUGGCUGAUCAGAGAAUUAUCGUGAAAGAUAUCGAGGAGGAUCUUUAUGAUGGUCAGAUUCUUCAAAAGGUAUUAGAAAAAUUGACGGAAGUUAAGUUAGAUGUGGUAGAAGUCACGCAGUCUGAAGAAGGUCAGAAACAGAAACUUAAAACCGUACUAGAUGCAGCUAAUAAGGUGUUGGGAUUGGCGAGAUGGAAUCAAUUGAAAUGGAGUGUCGAUUCCGUACACUCCAAAAAUGUUGUCGCCAUACUUCAUCUUCUGGUUGCUCUGGCUAGACAUUUCAGAGCACCAGUCCGUUUGCCAGAAAAUGUUGUUGUAAAUGUUGUCAUCGUUCAAAAAAGAGAUGGAAUUUUGCACACUCGUACAGUUGCUGAAGAAUUGACAUCUACUUAUGAUGAUCUAGGCAUGAGAGUAGAGAGAGAUGCCUUUGAUACAUUGUUUGAUCAUGCGCCAGACAAACUUCAGGUUGUGAAAAAGUCUUUGGUGUCUUUUGUCAAUAAGCAUCUUAAUAGGAUCAAUCUAGAAGUGACAGAUUUAGAUACCCAAUUUCACGACGGAGUGUAUCUGACCCUACUUAUGGGAUUGCUAGAGGGAUAUUUUGUACCUCUGUUUUCCUUUAAUCUGACACCGACCAGCUUCGACCAGAAAGUCCACAACGUCACUUUUGCCUUCGAACUGAUGAUGGAUGCGGGACUGGAAAAACCUAAAGCCAGACCGGAAGAUCUGGUCAAUUUGGAUCUGAAAUCGACACUGAGAGUUUUAUAUAAUUUGUUCACCAAAUAUAAGCACCUCAGCUGAAUCUUCCAAGAAUGUGAGACCACAGCGUGCCUUUACUGCCAAAUUUUAUUUUUAUUGUAUAUUUAUUUUACGGACUUAUAACAAAAUGAUUAACCAUAUUCUAUAAACUGGUAAUAAACUUUGCAAUUUUAACUACUA